AAGAAGAAGAAGAUGGGGCUUUCAAAUUUUCCUAGUGCAGCCGAAGGGAUGCUACAUGUGCUAGUAAUGAACACGGUUUUAUCAGUGGCUUUGUUGAAAAACAUGGUGAGAUCUGUGAUUCAAGUGAUGGGUGGUACAUGGAGUAAUCCUUCAAAUCUAGAGGAUGAAAGUAGUGAUGGAUUUAGUAACUUUAACUCCCUAAAGAAUGCAAGAGAAAGAAGAAUAUCAAUAACACAGUUCAAGUCUUUGUGUAUUGGAAGAAAUAAUAGGAAUACUAGUGUUGGUAGCAGUGUUACAGUGGAUUGUUGUGUUUGUUUAAAUGGAUUUGAAGCUGAUGAGGAGGUGAGUGAAUUGUCCUACAAGCAUUUCUUCCACAAAGGUUGUUUAGACAAAUGGUUUGAUAAUAAUCACACUACUUGUCCUCUUUGUCGAUCUAUUCUCUACUUAUGUAUAUUUAGCUGCCGUGACCUGACUGCUGCUGCUGUUGCCAUGAGAGAAUGA
Messenger RNA from Pistacia vera, 501 nucleotides. RefSeq names its product probable E3 ubiquitin-protein ligase XERICO. Gene Ontology annotation, molecular function: zinc ion binding. The record is from RefSeq and is a predicted model, not a curated record. Lineage: Eukaryota; Viridiplantae; Streptophyta; Magnoliopsida; Sapindales; Anacardiaceae. The transcript has a single exon. The coding region runs from base 13 to 501 and encodes 162 amino acids.